Molecule: messenger RNA, 1149 nt
Organism: Lathyrus sativus (Indian pea)
Lineage: Eukaryota; Viridiplantae; Streptophyta; Magnoliopsida; Fabales; Fabaceae
Source: the annotation of a GenBank genome assembly
AUGGAACCUUUAUCUCUAAACAGUGAAGAUUCUCACAAGAAAAAAGAAGGGUCUCGUUGCUGUGCCACUGAUUCAAGUGCUGAGUCUAGAAAAACAAGUUUCAGUGGAUCUAGUUCUACUUCUACUUCUACCUCUACCUCUUCACUUUCUACUUUUACUUCUACUUCAGAUGAAGCUAAAGCGAAAGGGUUUUCUUCUCCUCCUACUCCUCUUGGCUGGCCUAUUCUCAAAGCAACACUUUCCAAUUCAAAGCGUUUGAGUUCUGAUGAAAAACAUAAACCCAACUUGGAGUUGGAUCACAACAAAUUUACCUCUAUUGAUUUAAAAAUCCCAGAUGUUGAUAUGAUGAAGGAGAGGUUUGCAAAGUUGUUGCUUGGUGAAGAUAUGUCAGGUUCAGGAAAAGGGGUUUGCACUGCUUUGGCAAUCUCUAAUGCCAUUACUAAUCUUUGUGCUACUGAAUUUGGGCAACUAUGGAGACUGGAACCACUACCUAGUGAGAAGAAAGAAAUGUGGCAGAGAGAGACGGAAUGGCUUGUUAGCAUUAGUGAUCACAUUGUUGAAUUAAUACCUUCUUGGCAAACAGUUCCGGAUGGAAAGAAACUCGAGGUAAUGACUUGCAGGCCUAGGAUAGAUAUUUGUAUCAAUCUUCCCGCCCUUCGCAAACUUGAUAACAUGCUACUCGAAAUAUUAGAGAGCUUCACAGCUACAGAAUUUUGGUAUGUUGAUCAAGGAAUUGUAGCUGCUGAUGCAGAUGGUUCGGCCUCUUUUCGCAAGUCAAUUCAGCGGCAAGAAGAGAAGUGGUGGCUCCCGCUACCCCGUGUCCCCCCUGCAGGUCUCAGUGAGAAGUCAAGAAAGAAGUUGAAUCACUCUAGAGAAAGUGCUAGUCAAAUUCUCAAAGAAGCCACGUCUAUCAACAGCAUUGCGUUGGCCGAAAUGGAAGUUCCCGAGUCAUAUUUGAAAACCCUCCCUAAGAACGGAAGAGCUUGCCUCGGAGAUUUUAUUUACCGAUACAUCACAUCAGAUCAAUUCUCUUCAGAGUGCUUACUUGAUUGCUUAGACAUAUCUUCUGAACAUAUUACACUCAAAAUUUCCAGCAAUGUGAAGCUUGUGCUAGUACGUAGAGUUGGGGUCCCACAACCGUCCUUUUGA